This is a messenger RNA of Cuscuta epithymum, 2813 nucleotides long. Lineage: Eukaryota; Viridiplantae; Streptophyta; Magnoliopsida; Solanales; Convolvulaceae. The record is from the annotation of a GenBank genome assembly.
AAAAAAACAAAUCUAGACAUUCAUGAGAUAUAACAUUCGUCCCAUUUUAUGUGUUCUACUUUUAUUUAGUACAAUUAUUAAUGAAUUUGUUGAAAAAAUAAAUUGAAAUGUUACGUUGUUGAUCACAUAUUUCUUUUCAAAAUGGGAAAUGGGACACUUAUUUUGGGACAACAAAAAAAGAAAAGUUGAACAUGUAAAAUGGGACGGAGGGAGUAAAUAAUUUACAGAAAUACUUGAUUUACACGUUUUGUACACAUUCCAAAAAUCUACAUUUCUUUAGAUUAAUUGUUUGUGAUACCGACAAAAUGCACUGAGACGUCUACAAAAGUAUAGGAAUGGCUUUUUCCAAGAAAUAACAAGAAAUUUAAAGAUGGACUUUGAGCUUGACGUGCCAUCUUAUUUGUUUUCUGCGAGACAAAUAAUUAAACCUACUACCCUUACCUACUCUCCUCCCCCUUCUUCCACUAUCAUUCAUCAGGUGACCAGAAAUGAAAGUUUAGUUUUUUUGUUGUUUGUUCUUUAACUUUCUGGUCCAUAUAUUACCCACAUGCAUGAUAUGCGUGCGUACAAUCAAACUUGUUUAAUUUAAUCGUCAGUUUUCUGAUGCGGUCGGGUUCGUUUGCUCUAACUUUGUUUUUGUUUUUUUAAGGAUUUGGUUGUGUUUGUUUUCAUUUUUAACUGUAUACAGAUUUUGCUGUCUAGCUGGGGUUGUUUUCGAUCUGUUGCUGUUGGGAAUUAUUGGGAAAAGUCUUUUAGUUUACACAUCUUCUCUCCAUAUAUAUAAUAAGCUAGCUGCACAGGUUGUUGAAUUAAGUGGGUUUUUAUAUCCACCCUAAGCUAAGUUUAGGGUUUUCAUCUCUCUUCUGAUCUGAUCCUGGAGUGUUGGAGAUAGCCAGGAUAGAUUGGAAGUAUGGAUUCGUAGAAAUUCUUCUUCCAAUAGUUUAACACCUUUUCAUGUUAGUCCAAAAGUUGCUUCCUGGUCUUGCUAGCUCCGGCCUUCAGUCCAAAUUAGGAUCUUAGGUGGUGUUGCCGAAAAGGAUGGAUUCGAUCAGCUUUGGUUUCGAAGAAAGAGGGUUUAUGUUUUCGGAAAGCGGUUUUGAAUUACUACCAAAUGAUACCACCUUCACAAGGAGCACAAAGGCAUUUUACCAAAUGGGUGAAAAUGUGAAUGGUCAUAAUCAUCAUCAUCAUGAAACCAAUGAAGUUGAAGAGUUCAUGGACUUCGGUUUAGGCGAUAUGCUUCAAAAGUCACCACCACUUCGAAGUGUAUGUGAUGAUCCAUGCUUGUUUAGGGUUUCAAGCGGUGAGGAGAUCGACAAUAAUAAUAACAAUAAUAAUAAUGACAAUGGUGAUGAGAUAUUAUUAUCUACAUUACCUGGCACUAUUAUUAUACCAGAUCCAAAUCAUCCAACAGUAUCAGAUGAUAUAGAUGCAUGGCGGCUUCAAGUGCCGUUCGGUUUGGUAUCAGAUCAUCAAGAUCAAACCCCACUGUUUCCAGUUUCAGGUUAUGAAUCUGAUCACACAGCUCCAAUCUUCCAAGUGGGACAUGAUUGUGAUAAGGGAUUCUUAUUAGGGGAUAAUAAUAAUUUCAAGAAAGUGAAAAGUCUUCAUCAACGGUCAAAGGAUAGUUCAUCAAUGGAAGCUGCUACUGAUGAAGAGACUUCUGUGGUAGUGAAAAAGCCAAGGAUCAGUACAAGUUAUACUAAUUCCCAGCAGCAAACUUCUAUUGGAAUUGUGUGCCAAGUUCAUGGUUGCUUCCGGGACCUGAGCUCAUCAAAAGAGUAUCACAAGAGGCAUAGGGUUUGUGAUGAGCACUCUAAGACUGCAAAAGUGAUAGUUGAUGGCAUUGAACAACGGUUUUGUCAGCAAUGUAGCAGGUUUCAUUUGCUGCCAGAAUUUGAUGAUGAUAAACGAAGUUGUCGUAAGAGCCUUGCAGGGCACAAUGAACGGAGACGAAAGCCUCAGUAUGAAAGUCCCCAUGCUAUGACAGGUCAAAGGUUCUUUGGCAUGAAUGCACAGUCAACGCCCUAUUUCUUACCGGAACUGCUUCCUGUCAAUUACUUUGGUCAAGAAAACUAUGAAUUAGAGAGCAAUGGUAAACCAAUGAAGAAAUCGGAAGAGAAGCACAUUUCUUUCUCCACUUUAGAACUGCCACAAUCGGCAGGGCAUUUAUUUGCCAAGAACCUCCCUAAUCUACAUGCUUCUCUUCCGGGAAUAAGUCAUCAUGUUUCCUUCCUCAGAGACUUCACCAAUAAUCAUUCAGGGGCAAGUACUUUAAAGAGCUUGACAGGGGAUGGGCUUUUACCUGGAGUCAUUGAAAUGGAAGGAAGUUAUUGUCAUGCUUUUGACAAUAGUCUGGGCAUUUAUUAUGAAACUGAAACAGAUGAAAGUUUUCAAUCUACUGAAAGUGGGAAGACCAUUGAUUUGCAGCAGUUAUCAACACAUCUUCAGAGAGUUGAGCAGCAAAGAAAGCUCUGCUCAAGUGAAGCCGCUAGAGAAAUGGAAUUUCGUGACCUGGAAACUUAGGAAGGUUUUUGUACUUCUUGUUCCGUUUAGGGGGAGAGUGAUAAGAAAAUUAAAAUGUCUCAUUUGGAGCUCCUACUCUUGGUAAAAUUCUUAUUAAUGGAGGAGGAGGGGGAGGAUGUUGAUGAUGGAUUAUGUUAAGAAUGAUUUUUGUGUGAUUUCCUCUCAUAUACUCUUCAACCAAACAAUAUGAUAAUGUAUGUUUGGACUUUGAAUCCUGGAAAAUACCGUACAGAGAAAUGAGAAAACACCGACAUGUGAUGAUACAAAUUUACAAUUUUAUCUUUGUC